Messenger RNA from Eriocheir sinensis (Chinese mitten crab), 5710 nucleotides. RefSeq names its product dynein assembly factor with WDR repeat domains 1-like. The transcript has 10 exons. Gene Ontology annotation, molecular function: protein binding. The record is from RefSeq and is a predicted model, not a curated record. The coding region runs from base 48 to 1316 and encodes 422 amino acids. Lineage: Eukaryota; Metazoa; Arthropoda; Malacostraca; Decapoda; Varunidae.
GUAACAGCCGCGCCGCCCACCGCCCCACACAGGACAACCCUUGAACCAUGCACCUCAAGCGGAUAUAUUUACGCUACUACCCGCCAGGGCUGACCUUCGAGAUGGCUGACGGGCACACGUCCAGCUGGAAGGAGGUGCAGCUUCUUGACCUCGGCCCAGAUUCCCGCGUGGACGAGGUGGUGGAGGACGUGCUGCGCCAGGAGCGGCGGGCAGCGGGCCAACGCGUGAGGCUGCAGCGCCUGGUGGGCCGCCUGCUGGCCGCACUGCGCAACGACGCCACGCGCGCCCACGCCCGCCACAGGACCCUCAGGGCGCAUAUCCUGCCCCUGACCAACGUGGCGCUCAACAAGGCGGCGACACUGUGCGCCACCGCCAGCUAUGACCGCCAGUGCCGGCUGUGGCGCACGCAGGACGGCGGCCCGGAGGCGACACUCACGGGGCACCAGGACGUGGUCUUCGACGUCACCUUCGUCGGGAAGUACGAUGAACUCAUAGCGACGUGUAGUUUCGACGGGACGGUGCGCGUGUGGGAGUCAUCGUCGGGCGCCUGCGAGUUGGUGUUAGCGGGACACGAGGGCCCCGUGGCCGUGGUGGCGUCGCUGCCCCACCACCGACACGGCCUGGCCACGGGGGGCAUGGACACCUCCGCCAGGCUGUGGGAUCUCACUAUGGGGGACUGCGUGGCGGACCUCCAGGGCCACGCGGGGGCGGUGGUGGGUGUGGGCGGCGACAGGGCGGGGGGCCUCCUCUACUCCGCCUCCUUCGACGGCACUGUCAGGCUCUGGGACGCCCGAACACACGAGUGUACUGGGACCCUGGCGCACCACGACGGCGAGGUGAACGGGGCGGGCCUCAGCUGGUGCGGCCACUACCUCGCCUCCUGGGCCACGGACGCAGCGGCUCUCGUGUGGGACCUGCGACGCACCGCCGAGCCCCUGUACGCCCUGCGGCACGAUGCGGAGGUGGUGAGCGGCGCGUGGGACAGCUGCGGGCGGCGGCUGGUGACGGGCGGCGUGGACAGGACGGCCCGCCUGCUGCACGUGCCCUCCCUCACCGAGACGGCGCCGCUGGAGGGCCACGGCGGGGAGGUGUCCAGGGUCAGCUUCAGUCCGUCAGGCAGCAGGGUCUUCACCACCGGGGAGGACGGUUACCUCAGGACCUGGGACACUGACACCGGUUACUGCGUCCAGGAGGAGCGCGGCCACACGAGCGAGGUGUUCUCCAUGGUAGUGAGCUAUGAGGGCAACGUCCUUGUCACGGGCAGCAAGGACAGCACGUGUGUCAUCUGGCGGCAGCGGGCGGCUACGCAGGGCUGAAGUUCAAGUGUGUCUUUCUCGUCUAUAAAUUAAUUCCUGGAUGGAGCGGAAAUGGAUGGGCGGUCAUCUCACACCAUUAAGCUUCUGUUGCCAAGGCGGAGAGUAAUGGCAGGUUUUAUGGGGAGGCGACACACUUCUUUUUAGGAUACAUCUCCUCACACCUUUGUCCUUGUUAUACCUACCACUUAAGAGGCAGCAGGUAUAAGUUGGGAGAUGACACACUCUUGUACAUCUCCUCACACUCUUGUCUCUGUUAAUACCACUUCUGAGGCAGCAGGCUAAGUUAGGAGGUAACUCUUUUUUUUACAGUAGAGGAAGCCGUUCAAGGGCAACAAAAAGGAAACAAUAAUGAAAAAAAGCCCGCUACUCACUGCUCCCACAAAAGAGUCAAGAGGAGUGGCCGAAAGAGAGGUCAAUUUCGUGAGGAGAGGUGUCCUGAUACCCUCCUCUGAUAUGUCUCACACCCUUGUUUCUUUUCUCUUCAUUCUCUCCUUGCUUCCUUCUUUCACUUCCUUACUUUCCUUAUUUAUUUUAUCCUACCCUCCUUCAUUUCUUUUUCACUUACUUUUUUCUUUCUUUAUCUCAUUAUUUCUUAGCAGUCCUUGCAUGCAGAAGUCAGAAGGUAAUGCUCUCCUAUAUGUCUUCUUGUAACGAACUGAAUUUCACUUAACCACACCUCCACACGACCUCUAUGAGUCACAGAACGCACAAGAAAUUGAUCCAGACCUGGAGUGAGUUUCCAGCAAUGGGUUUCAAACAUGCGACCAGCCAGAUAGGAAGCCACUCCUUCAGUCAGUCAGCCAAAGAAAUACCCAAGCCUUUGAGUGAGUUUGGGAGGCUUUUAUUCUCCCUUCUAACAGUCAGUCUUUUUCUUGUUCUUCAGUCACUCUUUUUAAUUGUACAUCCACUCUCUCACACUUCCCAAACCAUCUCUUCCGUCUUUGCUUACCUACACGUCAGGCGGGCUGCUAUAAUCUCACACCCUUGCCUUAGUUUUCCAGCAGUUCUUAGGUCAGUCUUUUUCUUUUCAGUCGCUCUUUUUAAAUGUACAUCCACUCUCACACACUUCCCAAACCAUCUCUUCCGUCUUUGCUUACCUACACGUCAGGCGGGCUGCUAUAAUCUCACACCCUUGCCUUAGUUUCCCAGCAGUUCUUAGGCGGUGUGUAUAAGUCUGGGGGUGAGCCUCUACUAUAACGUCCUGCAUCACAGCACUCACCCGUGGAGACAUAGCAUAGGAGGUGCGGGAUAGCCUCCAAGGGGGCAGACCUUCAUCACACAGGCCACCCAAGACUGCACAAACUUACCAUCACGCUUAUUUCUGUGCAAGUGCAGUUACCGUGGGUCUUUAGGCCUUAACAAUUUGUAUUUUUCAAUCAUAUGCACUGGUAGACCAUUAACCCGUCCGCUGCGACUGGCACAGAUUUGUCCUUCACUGGUAGCCUGGUAACAUGUACUCUCAGGUCUUUCUCUGCCUCUGUGGUGGAUAGUGGAGUGUUUCCCAUGUGGUAUUGGUAUGCUGGAUAUCCCCUCCCAAGGUACAUGACUUUAUAUUUUCCUUCACUGAAUUGUAGCAGCCACUUAAUGCUCCACUCAUGUAGCUUGGUGAUGAUUCUUGUAGGAGAUCUGCAUCCAAUGUUAAUGAGGGUUAAUGACUGAUUCACCUGAAGUGUCACCUGUAUCCAUGUUCUGAGGCAGCACCCACCCAAGCAUAUGCUGUGAAGAGGGUACUGUGAUGUGAAGGGCAGGUGAUGUUUUUUGCCUGAACAGAAAAAUUAGUGAAGAUGAGAUAUAUUUAUUUUUUGUUCGAGAAGAAUAUAACAAAUACUUGAGUCAUAUCUAUUCCACUUUCAAAUAAAAAAAACUGAAUCAAAAACUUGUACAUUUUUUCCCUUUUGCGUAGUCCUUAUACAUGUACAUUUACAAAACCGUGUGGCAGUCAACGAAAAUACCUGCAUCAGAAAUCAAGAACCAAUCCACGUUAAUUUUUAUCCACGAUUUUUUUUUUUUAUCUAGCUAUUAGUUUUUUAAUUUCUAGUGUUUUAAUUUUUGUUUUAUAGUCUAAUGCCACCAAAAACUGUACCUAGUAUGAAUAAAGAAUUAUUAUAAAUAUCAAAAUCAUUACAUUUCACAACAAGGCACAUUAGAAAAAUAGACCUGAGCAUAGUACAUACAUACUAACUUUUCCACUUGUCAACACUCUCAUAACUACUAAGGAUGGCAAUGGUGCUAAGAAAAUACCAGAGGGCCUUGUGGUAUUCAAGAUAUUACUAGAAAACUAAGAACAUUACGCUGAUACACGAGUCGCACUGCUCACUGCCACUCGUAUGUACACAUGUUCUUAGUCAGUGUAUUCUUAGCGUGUUCUUAAUGCAUUCUUAGUUACUGUUUUCUUAGCGUGUUCUUAGUAAAUUCUUUGUUUUCUAUAAUAUCCGGAUUUUUUUUUUUUUAUUUAUUUAUUUAUUUUUUUUUUUACUGCAAAGGAUACAGUUCAAGGGCAAAAUAAAAGGAAACAAUAAUGAAAAAAAAAAAGUCUGCUACAAGACCCACAUUCUCCCAGCAACAUUGCCAUCCCUCGUCAUAACAGGUGGACGGCCGGGGCGUGCAGCGCUAAACAACAAUACCCGUCAGAAAACAAGAACAGGAUCAGAUAUACCAAAUUAUCUUUUUUGCUAAUCCCAAACUUUUAAUCAGGUGGCCAGGGGAGUGAUGUGGCUGCUGGUUAUAGUUAAAAAAAAAAGGAGUGAGUAUCAUUACAUUUCCAUAAGUAAAUCAUCUGUCUAAUGAUAGUACACGUGAUAUUUGAGUGGUUUUAAAAAUAAUAUUCCUCUGAGCACCAGGGGAAGGAACAGCACCAUGAAUUAGUGAAAAAAUAGGGAUAAAUAUUUCCGUUUCUAUAAGUAAAUCACCGUGAAAUUAUUGAACUUGUGCCUCCAAUCUGUAUUUACAAAAUGAUGAUUCAUUAAAAAAUAUUCCUCUGAAGAAAGUCGGUUCAGCCAAGUCUGAAGUGAGCAUUAUCGUCCGCUGGCAACCUGCUGUCACACGGCAUGUCCGAUUACACGGAUACUGUGUGCUAGCCUGCGCAUAGUAAACAGUCGACAGUGUCAAUAACAUGCAGGCAGCAAUAACAAAUACCGUCAAUUAUAGUCGAUUGUGAGUUAAAAAAUAGUAGUUAUGUCGCAAAUACCUGUUUUGUUACUUAACAAUAUCGCUGAUUAUAAUCAUUAAACAGCCUUGAAGCUGUCCACCACCGAGAAAAUUAGCAGGCUUUAUAUUUACAAAACAGCUGUUUGCGACAUUACUAAAUUUUUUUUAAUCAUAAUCGCCUUAACUGACGGCAUUUGUUAUUAUUGCCUGCAUAUUACUGACACUGACGACUGUUUACUAUGCGUAGGCUAGCACACAGUGUCCAUGAAAUCGCAGGUUGCCAGCGCACGAUAAUGCUCACUUCAGACUUGGGUGAACCGACUAUAGUGAAAGAUAUGAGGCACGUUUUGCAUCUAUCUAUACUGUUUAAGCACCUUCUGUUUCCUUACUUAUUCAAUCCAUUCAGCUAUUUAUAUAUACAUUUUUUAUAUAUUUCUUUACUAUUGCAUUGCGAGGAACGGUAUGACUUAUAAGCUCAAGAAACAGGUGGCCGAUACAUUUUAUAUCUUACUGAACUAUUUAAUCACCUUCUGUUUCCUUACUUAUUCUAUCCAUUCAGCUAUUUAUAUAUACAUUUUCUAUAUAUCUAUUUACUAUUGCAGUGCGAGGAACUGGUGUGACAUAUAUGCUCAAGAAACAAGUCACAGAGCAUAUCGUCCUGAGAUCCAGUUUGCGGCGAAUGAUAUAAUGUUUAGUUACUAGCCACAAUAAUACUCUAAGAUCACAACCUUUUUAAGUGAAAGUUGCCAUGGAUGGGUACGUCUCUGAAGGCCGACAGACAGAAAGAAAAAAGCAAGUGAAGUGGAUAUGAAGGAUGAGACAGGAAGAAAAAAAAAGUGAAAGGAGAAAGAAAAUAGAAAACAAGGAAGACAGGAAGGAAGAAAUGAAGAAAAAAGGAAAGAAAAAAUAGAGAAGGAAAGAAAGAGAACAAGGAAGUGAGGAAGAAAUAAUAGAAGAAAGAAAUGAAGAAAACAUUAAAGAAAAAAUAGAAGAGAAGGAAAGAAAGAGAACAAGGAAGUGAGGAAGAAAUAAUAGAAGAAAGAAAUGAAGAAAACAUUAAAGAAAAAAUAGAAGAGAAGGAAAGAAAGAGAACAAGGAAGUGAGGAAGAAAUAAUAGAAGAAAGAAAUGAAGAAAAUAUGAAAGAAAAAAUAGAAGAGAAGGAAAUAAAGAGAACAAGGAAGUGAGGAAGAAACAAUAGAAGAAAGAAAUGAAGAAAAUAUGAAAGAAAAAAUAGAAGAGAAGGAAA